CCUCCGCGCCCACUUAUUUCGCCCUCCCCCCAUCAAAGCCGAGAAGAAGCAAAGCAAGGACAGCCAGUGAAGCUCGAACCUAUCCGUGGGGGGAGGGCUCCUCUUUUGAGGGAGGGGGGCUGCGCCCCCUGCCCUGGCUGGAUUGGGUGGUUACUUCCAGCUUCAGCCCGCUCCUGCUGCUCCGCAUGAGUGCCGAGGGAGGCCCUGAUCCUGCCCUCGGAGGGCUCCGGGGACUCUGCAGCGCCCACCCCAUGGCGACCGCCCUGUGCUAAGGCCAGCCGAAGGCGGGGGCCCGUCUUCUCGGGAGCUGAGAUCCAGGGGACAGGAUCGGGGGUGGUGGGCGGCCGGGGGCCCGGCGAUGAGCCUGGUGGGGGGCUUCCCCCACCAUCCGGUGGUCCACCAUGAGGGCUACCCGUUCGCCGCCGCCGCCGCCGCCGCUGCCGCCGCCGCCGCCGCCAGUCGCUGCAGCCACGAGGAGAACCCCUACUUCCACGGCUGGCUGAUCAGCAGCCACCCCUCGGAGAUGUCUCCGCCCGACUACAGCAUGGCGCUCUCCUACAGCCCCGAGUACGCCAACGGCGCGGCGGGCCUGGAGCACCCGCACCACUACGUGGGCGGCGUGCCGCCCCCGGGCAGCGGCGGCGGGCCGCCGGGCUUGGGGGGCGGCGGCGGCGGCGGCGGCGGCCCCCGGCCGGUCAAGCGCCGCGGCACGGCCAACCGCAAGGAGCGGCGCAGGACUCAGAGCAUCAACAGCGCCUUCGCCGAGCUGCGCGAGUGCAUCCCCAACGUGCCGGCGGACACGAAGCUCUCCAAGAUCAAGACGCUGCGCCUGGCCACCAGCUACAUCGCCUACCUCAUGGACCUGCUGGCCAAGGACGACGCCAACGGCGAGGCCGAGGCCUUCAAGGCCGAGAUCAAGAAGACCGACGUCAAGGAGGACAAGAGGAAGAAGGAGCUGAACGAAAUUCUGAAAAGCACAGUUAGCAGCAGUGACAAGAAAACCAAAGGGAGAACUGGCUGGCCGCAGCACGUGUGGGCUUUGGAGCUCAAGCAGUGAGAGCGCGGCGAGGACUGGAGGAAAUAAUGUCUUGGAGGACGCUGGAACUUCAGGAGAGGUUGCUGAGCUGGGGACAUCUUUUAUUUCUUGUUUGGAAUCGUCUGGUUUAUUUAUGUGCAAUUUCCCUCCCCUAGUCUCCCCUUUCAAAAUGUGGAUCUUUGGAAGAAAAGCAUUCCAUAUUUGAAUAUAUGAAGAGGAAAACUCCGGCGUGGUAAGGGAUCGUGUGGUCUCGCUAGUUAUUUUCCCCCUCCCAUGAAUGUUAUUUUGCUUUGUUUGUAUAGAACACACGGGACGAAAUAAUAAUAAUAAUAAUAAUCUUGAAGGCA
Messenger RNA from Varanus komodoensis (Komodo dragon), 1383 nucleotides. RefSeq names its product heart- and neural crest derivatives-expressed protein 2. The record is from RefSeq and is a predicted model, not a curated record. Gene Ontology annotation, molecular function: RNA polymerase II transcription regulatory region sequence-specific DNA binding; protein dimerization activity; DNA-binding transcription factor activity, RNA polymerase II-specific. Gene Ontology annotation, biological process: regulation of transcription by RNA polymerase II; heart development. The coding region runs from base 359 to 1057 and encodes 232 amino acids. The transcript is spliced from 2 exons. NCBI's taxonomy places the organism in Eukaryota, Metazoa, Chordata, Lepidosauria, Squamata, Varanidae.